Molecule: messenger RNA, 702 nt
Organism: Paramecium tetraurelia
Lineage: Eukaryota; Ciliophora; Oligohymenophorea; Peniculida; Parameciidae
Exons: 2
Source: RefSeq, a predicted model, not a curated record
AUGUCCUUAAAUACUUCUAUGCCCUAUUACCGCAAUUCCUCUAGAGAAGUUAAGGCUAUUAAAGAAAUUGUGUAGGCUGAGGCAAUCAAAAGUGCCAGAUUGCUCAGCAGAGACAAAGUCAAAGUCAAACAAAAUACAUCGAUUGGAGAUUUGAAUAGAAGUAAAGGAAAAGUUAAUAAUUCGUUUUAUGACAAUAGAAAUAAUUCUUAGAUUGACAAUUCAAACAAUCUAUCUGGUUAUUUAGCCAAUGCUUUUUAGGAAAGAAAGGAAAAUAUACAAAGGAUCUAGAUGUAGGAUAUCACAAACAAGAAUAAAUUCGAUGAAAACAAACAGAGAGAAAUCAAAUAUCUAAUGAGGAUUGCAGCAUUAGAGAAAGAAUCUUCAAAACUAACUGAAUUGGCAACUAAAUUGAAGAAGGAGAAUUAAUAAUUGAAAUAAUCAAAUAAUCAAGAUUUGAUCAUAUAUCAGUUACAAGAAGCUCUAAAUAUGUCGAAGAAUGAAAAUUUAGCUCUUAAAAAAUAAAUUACUUAACUUUAGAAUUCUAAUACCACAUGCUUUAAUAAUAGUGUUUAUCGAAUGUAAAAAUAAUAAACUCAAAACACAAAUUAAACUAUUAAUACUACAAAUAAUAUAUCUCAGGAUAAUAUUAAAUUUAAAGAGUAUAUUCCCAGUUAUUUGGUUGCUCUAAGCUUAGCUGGAUGA